This is a messenger RNA of Trichophyton benhamiae CBS 112371, 1275 nucleotides long. RefSeq lists its product as uncharacterized. The coding region runs from base 1 to 1275 and encodes 424 amino acids. The record is from RefSeq and is a predicted model, not a curated record. Gene Ontology annotation, biological process: proteasome-mediated ubiquitin-dependent protein catabolic process. NCBI's taxonomy places the organism in Eukaryota, Fungi, Ascomycota, Eurotiomycetes, Onygenales, Arthrodermataceae. The transcript is spliced from 3 exons. Gene Ontology annotation, molecular function: endopeptidase inhibitor activity; proteasome binding.
AUGGAGAGGCUGAAGAUGGAGCUGAAGAAGGACGAAGCAAGAGACAAGAAGGAGACAAGAAGGAGAGAAGAAGAUGGAGAAGACGAGCAGAGAGGAGAGCAGGGACGCAAGACAGCCAUGCCAGACCAGAAAGGAAGCCCAGAAGGCCCAGGCAGGAGACUGAUGCCUGGCAACAUCAUCUCGACGGCGUUGCGGAUCCUGCCUCGAGCAGAGGGGCUUCAGUUGAAGAGCGCGCAGGAGACGGUGGCCCUCGUUGGCCAUGCAUGCAUGGUGGAAAGCGGUUUCAGGCUGAUCGGGUUGGGAGAAGAGCACCGGACAGAUAGCGGUGAUGUCCUGCCUAGAGACUGGAAUCUGGGCAGCCCCCCGUCUGCCUUCAAAUACUCACACUCGCAUCAUCCGCCCUCAGAGUACCUGCUCCAGGUCAACCGCCUGGGGAGCAUGACGGUCAUCUACGCCGUCGCCCUGUUCAACAGCCGGACAACUUCGUUCGACAUCUCCACCGAUGAUUUUAUUUCAGAUUCGAAGCUUCCGAUAGACGCAACAGCCACGUCUGAAGAGACUAUUCGGAGCCUCUUUGUAUCGCAGUCUCGCCUUGAGGAGUUUUGCCGUCUGUUUAAUGAAAAUAUUGUGCAGAAAUUGAUGCCAGACCCAUCCAUAGCUCAGACUGGCGAAGGGGAGAGCAAAGAGCCCCUGGUCAGUCUACGGGAGCAGGCUGCCGAGCAGUACCCUUCUCGGGGACCCCUACGUGAUGACCGUAGCCCUGGACCUACCCGUCCUUACCCAUUUGACGACCCGCUGGCCAUUCCAUCUCGUGAACCCAUACCCGCUCCUUCCGGCGACUUCCCGCCGCCACGGUUCGAAGACGAAUAUGAAAUCAACCGCGGGCCCAGGGGAUCGUUCCCUCUCCAUAGCGGAUACGGGCGAGAUGAGAGGCAGCCUGUAAAUAUCGGCGAGAGAGAUCUCUACCCACAGGGCCUUGCUCCUCACGAUCCGCUGCAGAGGCACCUAGGCCCAACCCGGGGCGGUCGAGGAGGCUUUGGCAGCGGCGGAGGCAUGCACCCGACCUUCGACGACCCAAUGUUCGGUGGAGGCGGACGAGGUGAGGGAAGCUAUGACCUGCAGGUACCUCCUGGAGCACGGUAUGACCCCGUCGGUCCAGGAGACGGUCGACCAUAUGGACGGGGUUCAGGCUCGAGAUCAGGCUCCGGUUUCCCGGGGGGACCAGGGCCGGGCGGCUUUGGCGGCUUCGGCGGCGGCGGCGGCGGUAUAAUCUAG